CAGUGAACGCAGUAGCGUCAAUAGCUUGGUCCUAGACAACGGCGCAGCAGAUGUGACCAUCGUUGCGUGUUCAAUUUUAUAUGUGUUUGCUCCGCUUUAAUACCAGCUAGAUCACGCAGCAAACAUGGCCGUUCAUACACGGGAUAUAUUCAUGCUGAUAGUAGUGGUCUUUUUGACCACAUUCUUACAAGAUUCCCGGGUGAGCGCAAAUUCGGACUUUGAGGUUAUCGAGGAAGGUGCACUAAAUUGCUAUGCCUGUGCGGGGUACGAUUCACAGUCCAUCGAUGACUGUAUGUGGAAUCCAGACAGUGUCUCGACAGAUGAACAGUGUCCUACAGAAGUCGCCGGAGUUGAAGUCUUUCCAGCAUGUCAUCAAACGAAGCAGACUUCCGCUGGCAAGAUCACCAGUUUUACCCGAGGAUGUCUAUAUCAUUAUAACUGCACAGAAAUCAUGACAUGUAUGAACGCCAACCUCACUGGCGUCUGCGUUCACUGUUGCGACGAUGCCGAUUUCUGCAACGCGUCGCCGACGUUACAUUCGACGAGAUGGAUCGUCUUGCUUACUUUGAUGUUGAUGUCCUUUGAAGUGACUCGAUUUCUGACUCGUACUGUGCAAUGAUUUUUCACGACUCCAUGAUAUAAUAGAGUGGAACGAGCGUUACGUUACACCCAAUAAUACUUUGAUCUUCCCGGGACAAUUUAUUAACAACUUGUUGUAAAUUAUAACUAAUAUUUCACACUGAAUUGCAACGUCAUGAUACCACCAAAUUAAAGGUCGGUAGUCGUCACGCCGCGUCCUGUUCGAUAUGGGAUUCAUAGUGACGUAUACAACGCAUGUAAAAUACAUAAUUUGUUUACAUGAAAUUCGAACACGCGCUGCGCGACGACCGACGACCUUUAAAGGCGCCCGCGCUCAUUUCGACGCCAAUUAGGUAAACCGUCCAAGAUGUAACAGGAAUCUACUAUUAUAUAUUCUCACUGUAUUCCCAUAAAUAAUAACGUCUACACAAAUUCGUCACUUUUACACACUUUCAACUAAUUAACGCCAAAUCUAAGACAUACGUAUGUAAAAUAUAUGAUUAUAAAAAAAUGACUUAAAAUAUAUACAUUCCUUUUGCAGAACAUUUUUCGUAACGACCCCGAACAACGUCAACGUUCUGGUAACUAGCUCUCUGUUAAUGUGGUAACCUUUUUGUAAUGUGAUUCAUUAUAAUGUUUUUUUUGUUUUUGUUUUACAACCCAAAAACAUAUUUUCAAAAUGUAUCAUAAAUAUAUUAUUAUUUCUAUUUCACAUAUGUAUAUAAAUCUAUAGAUAUGUGAGAUUAUAUCUAGACUAUGCGAUGUAAAUAACACAAAUAACAAACAGAAUCAGCGAUGACCUUAAAUGUCAGGCUUUAGUAUCAUCUGUCAUAUUAGAUUUGUACUCUUAUUUUUCUACAAUCUAAAUACAUCGGGAUCGGUUGAUCCCACUGGUCUACAUUGAAGCUCUUAUGACUUGUCAGUGACAAAUCCUUUUAACUGCAAAGCCUUUAAAAUAUUUAUGCUACUAAUUUAGUCAUUGUGUUUACCCGUUUAUUCACGGUCGACGUCCGCACGGCGCCAGCCUAACCAAAACACUCCGCCGUUUUCCGUUGUGUUUCCCACAACAGACAGACUAUAUCACCGCAAAUCAGUGUUCAAUAGUCAGUAUUACUAAUUCAGUGAAAAAAUAUUAAAAAGUCACUUUAUUUGUU
This is a messenger RNA of Saccoglossus kowalevskii, 1733 nucleotides long. RefSeq lists its product as uncharacterized. NCBI's taxonomy places the organism in Eukaryota, Metazoa, Hemichordata, Enteropneusta, Harrimaniidae. The record is from RefSeq and is a predicted model, not a curated record.